GCUCCAUCGUAUUAUAAACAGUUUUGAUUUUAGCGCUCAUAUGGAAAUGUUUACAACGUGAUCAAGAUAGGAUGUAAACUAGUUAUUCUUAAAUGAUGAAGAUUCUAAAACUCCUUCAAUAAUGGACACGACGAACGGGUACGACCCGACGCUGCCAAUGGAUCUGGAAGGAAGCGUCAAUCCAGAUCUUCUGACAGAAGUCACGUUUGGGUCACAUUUGGAGUAUCCUGAUGGAUCAGUGCCCAUGUUUGCCAAGACCAGUAAUGGAAGGAUGUCCCCAGUACGAGCCAGAACCAUGAAGGAAUAUGACCAGCAAAUUGCAGUCCUAAAGAAGGAGAACUUCAGUCUGAAGCUAAGAAUUUAUUUCCUGGAGGAGAGGAUGCAGCAGAAAUUUGGAGAUGGGGAGGAUGUGUUUAAGACUAAUAUCGAGCUGAAGGUCGAGUGCGAGAGCCUGAAGCGAGAACUGGCCGACAAACACAACUUGUUGAAGAAAGCCUCGAAUGCUAUGGAAAAUCUGUCAAGUAACCACCAAUCAGAGAUGGCAAAGAUACAGGCACAAGUAGAAAGAGAUUUCAAAGACUCUAACAAUGGGCUGGCAUAUCAACUUGACUCUGCUCAAAAGGCCCAUUUUGAAGCAGAAGAGGCUCUUCAGGACAGCAAGGACAAGAUACAGGAAUUACAGGGGCAACUUGACAAGAUGGCCACAGAGGUCAAAGAGGUGCAACAAAAGGGAGAUGACUAUGUGAAGGAUUUGAUGCAAGAGUUGAAGGAUAAAAACAAUGAAAUAGAGCAUCUGACUGCCACAAACCUGAAGAACCAGGACGACAUAGAUCUGCUCCAACAACAGAAGGACCAUGCUGAGGAUGAGCUCGAAAAACUGGAGAAGGAACUCGGCAGGAAGGGGCGAGAUCUAGAGCAACUGUCGUGCAUUGUGAGGGAUACUACCCUACUGGACAGUCAGUCCUUCCUUCUCAACAAUCAUCUCCAGGAUGCUGUUGAUGACCAGAAUGAAGCAGUAAAGAACAUGGAGGAAAAGGUCAAGGACGGUGAAUUAAAGAUAAAGGACAAGAAUGAAACAAUAGGGAAACUAGAGGACCUGCUGAAGUCUGUUGAAGCUAAUCGAAAGGAGAAGGAGAAAACUUUACAAGAUGCAGAAGACAAACUGCUUCAAGAGAGGACAAAGGCUGCUCUACGGGACAAAACUAUCAAAGGGCUCCACUCUGUUAUCACUACCAAAGCUAAGGAGAUGGAAGCUUUGGCGGAGAAGUUGAAGGUGCGUGACGAGGAGAUGAAGGCGAUGCAGGAGGAAUUCCAGGACACAGCAGUACAGCGACAGAAGGAGUUAGAUCGCCAACAUGAGGAGAACAACUUUCUGGAGCAGAAGGAGGCCAGCAUGAAGGUUCGUCUGGCAGAACAGGAAAAUGAACUGGAGAAGCUGAUGAGGUCACUAGGUCGUAAGGAGGGAGAACUGGAGGGUUUUAAGGACCUCCUCAGCAAGGCACAGAACGCACUCCAGCAGAGCGAGGAUGCUGUAGAGGUUCUCCAAGACCAACUGAAGAAGGAGCGAGUGCCCUCUCACCCCUCGUCUGCCCAUAGUAGCCCAGUCAAGCAUUACAAGGACUUGCUGGAUGAGUCCCAGAAGCGUGUUUCUGAGAAGGACAGCAUGAUUCACCAACUAAAUGAUACACUCCGGGACAAGGACAAACAACUGCGCACAUGUAUGGGCAUCUUUGACACCCCACAGGAUGCAGUUAGUGGUGAAAUGGUGGACAAACUGACCAGACAACUGAAGGAGAGUGACCGUGCACUGGCUAGGUUGCUGGAGGAACGUGCAUUGGUGAUUGCAGAGAAAGAGAAGAAGCUUGAGGAGUUAAGGGAAGUACUGAGUGAUAAGGAGGCAGACAUCGCUAGAGCUAACAAGAUGCUGCUUGCUGCUGAGGAUACCAUAGAUUGUUUGGAGAAGGCAAACAAGGAGAAAGCGAACAGUCUGCAGGUAGCAACAGACAUGAUGAGAGCUGCUGAACAGGCUUUACAGGAUGCCAAGCAGAGCUUUUCACAGGCCAUGGCUGAGAAGGACUCUAUAAUUAGUCGUCUUCAGGACUCAAUAGGGGACAAGGAGGCCCUGCUUAAGGAGACAAUGAAGCGAGCCCCGAUGACAACAGAUGAAGUGAUGGACUUGAAGAAAACGCUACAGAACAAGGAUCGCACAUUACAAGAUAUGAUUGACGAGAAGGACAAGACCCUGACAGCCAAUGCCGAGUGUGUUAACAGCCUGCUGAAGAAACUGCAGGCCAGGGAGGCGGAGCUAAGUCAGAUGAGUGACAAGCACAAGAAAGACAUUGCUAACAUGGAGCAAGAGACGCUGAAAAUGAGUGGAGACUUGAGGAAGGUGGAAAUGGAACUGAGGAGGAAACAGAAUGAGUUACAUUCUGCUGAUAACCAGGCUAGUCGGUCACACCAGCAAAGUCAGGAUGUUUUGGACAAAUUACGAGCAGUCAUCUCGGACAAGGACAAAACCAUCAGUACACUGCUGGACAGUGUCCAGGAGAAGGACAAAGUGAAUGGACAGCUCAGGCAUGACCUUCAGAGCAAGGAUGACCUGGUGGAUAAGCUUCAGACGCUGUUGCGCCAGUCUCAGACAGGCUCCAGUGCAGACCUAAGUGCCAAACUCCAGGAGCUACAGAUAGAGCUUGCUGUAAAAACCGAGGGGUUGAGGAAUGCCAGACGUAUGGAAGAGGACCUGCGAGAGCAGAUUCAGGAGCUGAAGCAGAAGUUAAACAGUGUGCCCCAAGGUGACCGGGAGUACCAUACCCUGGAGAAACAAAUAUACUACCUCAAGGACAAACUGGAGGGUCAGGGCUGGACACCAGGAGGCAGCAGUCCAGGGUCACCAGGGGGCAGCAGUGCAGGGUCAAAUGGUCAGCAGGUCCUACUGCAGGAGACAUUGCAAGCCCAACUUGAAGAACUUAGGAGGUUGAAUGCAGCAGUGCAAACAGAGCAACACCUUCUGGAGAGUAUCAGAGACAAGAGUCAGGGGAGUGACCACUCACAAGCAGUAGAUGAGGAGCUGACCGCUGUCCGCACCCUGAGGAGGGAGUUGGAGGAAGGGGUGCAGCACAACCAUCAGAUGAGGACCAUCCUGGAGGGACAGAUGAAGGGUAUAUCAACCAAAGAGUCUUCUCAAGAAAAUGUGGAUGACUUAAGGAAAACUCUGAACUUCCUGAAGCUUGAACUUGAGACAAGUAAGCUCAACAAUAGGUUACUUCAGUCCAAAAAUGACCUGCAACCGAGACAACGGGUAGACGGAGAGGGUAGAGCAGAAUCGUACCACCAAGGGGCACAAACUUCACCAGUGGCAGCUACAUGGAGUCCCGGUAAGAAUCGGAGUCCUUCACCUAUUGAUGUAAAUGUUCAGCUGAAUCGCCAGACCUUGUCUGACAUGUCUGCCCCAAUGUUGCGGAAAUUGAUCAGACAGUUACAACAACAACUGAGUCAGGAGGAGAAAGAGAAUGCAGAGCUACGCAGGAAACUUAGUGUUAUGGAAGAUGUACGCAACAUUCCAGGGAAGAAUGACGACGACGAGAACAGCAUACCGUACCUACGAUCAGAGAUUGAGAGACUGGAAAGGGAAGUGAUCAGAAAGGAGGAGAUGAUUGGUGAGUUACAGGUCAGAUUAGGCUCACAGGAGCGAGACAGCAGUGCAGGUGGUGUAACAGACCUUAAGAACGAAGUCAAGAAAUUAACACUUCAGUUAAAUCACACACAGGAAGUUAUUUCAAUGUUGAAACAACAGCUGAUAUUAAACGCUCAAAGUAAAGGAAGUGACUUUGAUCCCGAGCUCAUUGUACAGAUGGCUGGUGAAAUACAGAAACUGAAGUUAGAAUGUGACAAGGCAAGGCGUGGAGGAUCCACAUCAUCAGAUACAUCAGAAGUGUGUAGUUCAGUUAGUGCUCCAUCACUAAUUGGGGACGGCUCAUUGAAGGGCCGCUCUCUUAAGAAAAGCAGCCAGAUUCCUCGUCCAAGAAUCGGAAGCACACCUGUUGUAGGGGAUAUUUCUUCCAUAAACCAGCCUGAAACACUCAAAACACUGCUGAUGGAAUCCAAAAAACGCAUCACUGACCUGGAGGACAAGCUGAAGGCCACAGAGGGUACUGUACGAUAUCAGACGCAGAAGAUGAAGUAUUACAAAGGCCUCCUGGAGGAUAAUGGAUUAAUCCAACGCAGCCCAAUGUGUAGCAGAUCUAGUAGCGAAAGCAACCUAGCAGCACUAUUCAGUAAGAUUCCAGUACGCAAACGUACCGCUUCACAAGAACAUUUACCAUCCGUUGUUGGGUCUAUGGAUUCUGCCAUUGGAUCCGAUUAUGGGGGUGCUAUGGAUACAGUGUUUGAGAGGUUUGGUAAAACUGACGACAAGGAGACUCUGAAGGAUCAAGUGACACAAUUGAGGGAACUUCUCGUCCGACAGAGCAGAGACAUCAAAGCUUUGAGAGACAAAUCAGAGAAGGAAAAGCAGCAACGCCCAACAGACCGACUGGACCAGAAUGCCCAGACACUUCACAGCCUCGACGACACGUUAGUGUCGCGCCACACUUUACAGGACCUGUACCAACAGAUGGAGACACUGCAGAGGAAUCUACAAGAGACGCAGGACACUAACGCAGAACUUCAGCACAAACUUCUACAGCUUCAACACCACAACGCAGAUACCUUACAACUACAGCUCAAAGACAGUCAGGCACAGACUGCGGUCCUAGAGGAAAAGAUUGCAGCCUUCCAAAACUCGUCUGUUCACGAAAUAUUAGAGGCCCAAAAAUCUGAGCUUGUCAUGUUGAGGAAAAAAUUCUCAGAUACCCAGAACUCUUGUACCCAGCUGAACUACUGGCUUGAAGAAGUUAGCACGUUUCUCACUGAACUUGUGUAUGUAGACGAGGACGGCGAUCGCAAUCAGGUCCGUGGAAUGAAACACAAGGUGGAUAUGUCGAAGACCAUCGUCCGUAAUAUGUCUACCUGUAUACUGGAUUCCUUUGACGCAAGUUAUGAUGUCACCUCUGAUCAACCGCAGACAGACGAGAGUAAAGGAUUGGUAGCUGAAAAUGAGGCUCUGCGUAGGAGCGAGACAAAUCUAACAGAAGGUCUACGACAAAAGAACUUGGAGGUCGAAAAACUGACCAAUGAACUACGCAAGAAGAACAUGCUUGUUGACCAGUUACACCAGGAAUUGCUUCACUUCCAUCAGAUGAACAGGAAGUCGGAGUCGCCGAAAUCCUCAUCUACAGUCAGUAGUGCUGACGGAAAUGUCACUCCCAGCGGGAAAAUGUCCAAAGGAACACAUGAACUUUCCAACAGAUCUCCAAGUAAUUCACAAAUCUCGGAACAAGUUAGUCAGGUGAGCAGUCUCAGGUCACCGGAGCGCAUGCGUCACAUGACUGGUAGCAGUUUUACAGAUGGCAGCCAUCUUAGAUUAGACAAGACACAGGAAGGUGUUGUGAUUGUUGAGGACGUAGCUGAUUCCAGUCAGGGAUCAACAGGCUACCAUUCUUCUCAUUUGUCUGGAGAUGAUUUCAUGCAAGGCCCAGGUCACUUACACAGCACAACUGAGUCGGACAAGGAAAAUUCCUCUAUUUAUAUUAGUGCAUUUGACACAGAUGAAAAACUUAUGUACAACAGACGUUUAGCAGACGGACAGAUGUUUGACAAUACGCUGACCCCACCUGUGUUCAAGUUGAAUGGAGAUACUUCUCUACCUACAAAGAUUGCAAAAGCAACUGAUGGUCGUCAUGUUGAGUUUAGUAUUUUAGAUAAAUCUGAGAGAGAAGAGGGCGAGGUAGAAUCAUUGCGGGCUCGACUGAGCGCUGUGGAAGAUCUGAACAAAACUCUAAAAGAUGAACUUAAUGUGUAUGAAAAUCUGUGCACUUCCAUUGGAGUUCAGAAUUCACCCACUAAAAUGUCGCCAUGCUCAAAGAGUAAACAGGAAACUGACACAGACCUGCUGCGUCAACAUCUGUCAGAACUCCGGGCAUUACGGAUAAAGCUAGAGCAUUCUGUCACGGACAGUGACCGACUAAGACAUCAGCUGGAACUGGACAUGGAUGGGCACAAGAUAACAACAGAUUCCACACAAAACGUGUACAUGUACAGUAAGCAACAGACGACAAUCACCGAACUACAGCAGACAAUCCGUCUGCUACAACAGCAACUGAAGGAGAACCAGUCAACAGUUCGUGACAAGAUCAUCACCAUCCAGGAGAGGGAGUGGACCAUACAAAAAUUACAGCAGGAACUGUCUGAUACAAAACAGCAACACACUCGCAGUCCCAACAUCAAAACACAGACGCCAGAAAAGGAUGUCUCUAUCCGUGAGUGGCACGAGAAUGUCCGCAGCCAGGAGCAGACAUGUGUGUUACAGCAGAGGCGGAUAGAACAGCAGGACAAUCUACUGGAGCAGCUACGCAAAAAGUUACAGCUACAGGAGCACAGUCUCCAUCAACAGGAGACCAAACUGAAGGAGAUGUACGAGUCUGCAGGGCAGCAGAAGGACCAAGACAUGCAUGACAAAGACAACAUGAUUCUACGGCGGGGUAAGCAAAUCGCUCAACUGGAACAGUCCACCGAACGCCUUGAAAAGAAAAUCUCUCAAUUGGAAGAUUGCAUUAAAAAACAAGAAGAACAGGUCAAACAAAAGGAAAGUUGCAUAAAAACUAUGAAAGGAGAAUUGCAAAAACAGGAAGAUACCAUUCAACACCAGGGAGAUGUUGUGAAACAGAGAGAGAAAGUCAUCAGGAAACUCAAGGAUGAAGUGCAUAAAAAGGUUGACAUCAUCAAGCAGCAAGGGGAGACAAUAACUGAUAAGGAGACAGCAAUGAAGUCGCUGAGCCGUGUCGUACAUGAACAGGCGGACCACAUGCGAAACAAGGACAACACUCUUCUGAAAUAUGACAAGGAAGUAAGAUCCCUUAAUGAGAAGGUGAAGCAGCUGGAUCAGCUGAAGGCAGAGAAGGAUGAGGCUAACAAUCGCCUGGUACAGAGGAAUGAGAUCCUAGACCAAGAUAACUGUAAGCUAGUGGCACGCAACGAAGAACUUGACUCUCAACUCAAACACAGCAGCAAGGAAGUUGACAGGCUGAAGCAGGAGAUGGAAACCAUGCUGGAGAAAGCACAAGAGAACCAAGACUUAAAUAAGACUCUCAAACUGGAACUCAGUGUGUAUGAGAAACUACAGUCUGAAGACAGCAGCAGUAAACCCCUGGGAGGCUUCGACAUCCGCGAACUCCUGACGGAAAUCCGACACCUCCGUGUCCAGCUGGAGAGAUGUAUUGACACCAACAAUGCCCUCCGACAGAAACUGGAAGAACACCUUCUACACCAAGCCAGUCCUCAACAAGUCACCACUACAACCACCAAUUACUUCACUGUCAAAGAUGGCAGUCCCACUCGCUCUAACGGAACUGAUGUCCCAGAUGGUCAGCCCAAUCCAGAGAGGCCAUAUGUAAAUGGAGCACUGACCAUCAGACGUGUCCAGAGUCAUCAAGUCCCUAUGGGGUCAAGGUCAGCCAGUGGAUCGUUUGCUUCCAACAGUAGCGACACCAUGUCAGUCUCCUGCCCCAGUGAUACACCCUCUUUGUCUGGCUUCGGUAUAUCAACAUGGCCUCCUAUGUCGUCUGAAAAUGUCAUGUUCAGCCAGCAGAGGGAGCUGUGUGUGUCGCAGUCCUCACCAGGGGGCACUCUGCACCAGUCGCUGGUCGACCUGGCAAAAUUGGGAUACAACUCACGGCCCGUGAUGUCUGAAGGGAAUUUAUCAUAUUAUGUUGACGAUCCCCCUAGCUCUGUCGCAGAUUUGACAGGAAUAAAGAUUGACUCUGAUCUAAGGUGCUUAUUUGCUGUUGGAAAACUGGAUGAUUAUGAAAAAUUGAAGAAGGAAAAUUGUGAAUCCUUGACUGUAUUGAAGGGCAUUGAGGCCCGAAUCAAGGAGAGGCUGCGAGUGUUUAAAACCAUGCGGACCUCUGAGCUCAUUAAGAGUGUAGAGUACAGUACCUUGAAGGAACUCUCCCUCAGCUCCGAAAACCUUCGUAUCUGUCUGGAUGAAGAGAAAUCUCUCAUUGGCUGUUUCUGGACAACCCAGCUCCCUAAGGGUGGUAGUGAUGCCAAAGUCACGGCGGAGAACAAACUCCUACGCGCUGAACUGUUUACGAUCCAGUCCAAGUAUGAGCUGAUGGUGAAGAUGGUACAGGAUGCUGAGACUCGGCUCCAUACCAGUAACAAACAGAAACAGAGUAUGGAGGAGAUAAUACAUCGUCAGUUGAAAAAGACAACGAAAGUGGUAGCCAAGGCGAGGACAAACUUUGAGAAAGAUGUUCCCAGCAACAGUUCAGGACAGCUUGUUUCUAUCACCAGAGGCCAACCUUUACGGGAUGUGGAUACGGACAGUGAGAUUAGCUACAGCUGAUAACAAUCGGCCGGAGUAGUGACCAUUGCGUGUGUGUUUGACUGUUACAUUUGGUUCAUUAGACUGAAUAGCCCAGAGACAGUGAUGAUAAGAAAUGCUACGACAAAGAGUGUGAACUAUGUCCUAAAUAUGUAAUACAACUCAAGUUUUAGGUCAGUUUGUUGAAUGAAGAGGAACUCGAUGUGGCUUGUCGUCCACGUUAAUAUAAGGGGGUCACUGUUGGAGAGCCGUUGUUGAUGAAACCUCAAAGUCAUCAUAUUGUUGUCACGUUUUGUUAACAAUGUUGCCUAUGUUGACUGCUGUUGUUUGUUAGUCAACUUAACAUACAGACCAUGUAUCUGUCCGGUACAAACAUGGCCUCAUCCCGUCACUGUUACAGGUAAUUGUAUGGGCCAGGUACACACAUCCCGUCACUGUCACAGGUAAUUGUAUGGGCCAGGUACACACAUCCCGUCACUGUUACAGGUAAUUGUAUGGGCCAGGUACACACAUCUCGUCAAUCAUAACUUUUCUUCUUUAGUGUGAAUGAUCAGUAUGUAUGUAUCAGGUGUAUGUAUAAUUGUGUGCACGGGUAUUAAUUUAAUAUUACCCUUGGUAGAGAUCAGGAAAUUCAAACCCUCUGGAAGAAAAAUUAUAGAAACCUGAGUUUUCCUCAUUAUUUCAUGCCUCCCGUUUGAAUCACCUUUUCUAUACCCCAUUUGCAGGGGUAGAUCCUCCUAUUUCUUGCCUACCUUCAUGAUAAAAAAAAACCCAAUUAAUUCUAUAAAAGCACUACAAAAACUGGUGCCAGUCAGAGUACAGACAUUAUUUUUCUUCUUAAUUUUAACAUUACAGUCAUUGCACUAUUGACUUGUGACAUCACAGCAGUGAUUUAGACCAGUGAAUUUCAGAUAGAAUUUUCAGCACCAUUGGACUUGGGAUAUCUUGGUUGAAUGUGCAAUUCUCUCUACAGGUGCCAGUGGCAGGUUGAGCCCACUGUUACACGUGUAGAUUGAC
This is a messenger RNA of Mizuhopecten yessoensis (Yesso scallop), 9439 nucleotides long. Its product is annotated as myomegalin-like. Bases 122 to 8443 code for a protein of 2773 amino acids. Gene Ontology annotation, cellular component: microtubule organizing center. The transcript has 45 exons. The record is from RefSeq and is a predicted model, not a curated record. NCBI's taxonomy places the organism in Eukaryota, Metazoa, Mollusca, Bivalvia, Pectinida, Pectinidae.